CUUGCACACCAUCAUCUGCCUACGCACCCUCACUCGCCAGAUUCUACACAGGCCACCCGGAAAGAUGCGCUUCAUUACUAUCAUCACAUAAAAUUAAGUCCGAGGAGUUUCGGCAAUCGCGGUAUCACGUCCGUAACAUUGAGCAAAGCAUGGCCACAGGAACAUGAAGCUCUACUGGCUCUUUUCGUCUACCCAUAG
Messenger RNA from Bipolaris victoriae FI3, 198 nucleotides. RefSeq lists its product as hypothetical. The annotation marks the transcript as partial. The transcript has a single exon. NCBI's taxonomy places the organism in Eukaryota, Fungi, Ascomycota, Dothideomycetes, Pleosporales, Pleosporaceae. The record is from RefSeq and is a predicted model, not a curated record.